AUGGCCGGUCGAGGACGGAGAGCCUGGUUCAGCGUCCUGCUCGGGCUGGUGGUGGGUUUCACAUUGGCCUCCAGACUCAUCUUACCCCGGGCCACGGAGCUAAAGAAGGGGGGACACAAACGCCGAGCUGCGACCGCUGGGUGUGCACUCAACCGGGGCUCCAGAGAGGGCUACGGAGGCAUGCUGUGGCCCACCGAGGAGAACAGCUCGGCGGCCACAGAGAAACCCCUGACCCGCUCCAGCAGCUUCCUGUUCGUGGGGGUGAUGACCGCGCAGAAGUACCUCAACACCCGGGCAGUGGCAGCGCAUAGGACAUGGGCUCAGACCGUGCCGGGCCGCGUAGAGUUCUUCUCCAGCGAGGGCUCGGACACCUCCAUCCCCAUCCCCAUCGUGGCCCUGAAGAGCGUGGAUGACUCGUACCCACCGCAGAAGAAGUCCUUCAUGAUGCUCAAGUACAUGCACGACCACUACCUGGACCAGUACGAGUGGUUCAUGCGCGCCGACGACGACGUCUACAUCAAGAGCGAGCGCCUGGAGAGCUUCCUGCGCAGCCUCAACAGCAGCGAGGCCAUCUUCUUGGGCCAGACGGGGAUGGGCGCCCGCGACGAGCUGGGGAAACUGGCCCUGGAGCCCGGGGAGAACUUCUGCAUGGGGGGCCCUGGGGUGAUCAUGAGCAGAGAGGUGCUGCGCAGGAUGGUGCCCCACAUCCGCGAGUGUCUGCAGGAAAUGUACACCACGCACGAGGACGUGGAGGUCGGGAGGUGCGUGCGCCGCUUCGCAGGGGUGCAGUGCGUCUGGUCCUAUGAGAUGCAGCAGCUGUUCUACGAGAACUACGAGCCCAACAAGAAGGGCUACAUCCGGGACCUCCACAACAGCAAGAUCCACCGCGCCAUCACGCUGCACCCCAACAAGAACCCUCCGUACCAGUACCGACUGCACAGCUACAUGCUCAGCCGCAAGAUCGCCGCGCUCCGCCACCGCACUGUCCAACUGCACCGCGAGAUCGUGCAAAUGGGACGUUACGGAGCCGGGGAGGCGGGCCGCGAGGACCUGCAGCUGGGAAUGCCCCCCUCCUUCAUGCGCUUCCAUCCAAAGCAGCGCGACGAGGUCCUGGAGUGGGACUUUCUGACCGGGAAGUACCUGUUCUCCGCCUCCAACGGGCUGCCCCCUCGCCGUGGCAUGGACUCGGCGCAGAGACAGGCCCUGGACGACAUCAUCAUGCAGGUGAUGGAGAUGAUCAACGCCAACGCUAAAGCCAGGGGCCGUGUGAUUGACUUCAAGGAGAUCCAGUACGGCUACAGGAGAGUCAGCCCUCUGUACGGAGCAGAGUACGUGCUGGACCUUCUACUGCUCUACAAAAAGCACAAGGGCAAGACCAUGACGGUACCUGUGAGGAGACACGCCUACCUCCAGCAGACCUUCAGCCAGAUCCAGUUCAGAGAAGACGAGGAGAUGGACGCACACGCGCUCUCCAGCCACAUCAACCAGGAGUCCGACUCUCUGUCCUUCUUGUCCAACUCUCUGAAGAUGCUGGUUCCCUUCAAACUGACGAGCUCAAGCCACGACCAGCGGGAGCCCAAGGACCAGAGGGUGAACAUCCUGGUGCCGCUGUCCGGGCGCUACGACAUCUUUGUGCGCUUCAUGGCCAACUUUGAGCGCGUGUGUCUCAUCCCCAAGCAGAACGUGAAGCUGCUGGUGCUGCUCUUUAACACUGACAACCCCGAGCGCGUGAAGCAGGUGGAGCUGAUGAGGGAGUACCACAUGAAGUACCCGCGUGCGGACAUGGAGGUGCGGCCGGUGGAGGGGCCCUUCUCCCGGGCGCUGGCUCUGGAGGUGGGCUCCUCGCACUUCUCCAACGACUCCCUACUGUUCUACUGCGACGUGGACCUGCUUUUCAACAGUGACUUCCUGAAGCGUUGCCGUGACAACACUGCUUUGGGGGAGCAGACUUACUUCCCCAUCAUCUUCAGCCAGUACGACCCUAAAGUGGUCUACAUCGGAAAGGUGCCCAGCAACAACCACUACGUGUUCACGUCAAAGACUGGUCUGUGGAGGACCUACGGCUUCGGCAUCGUGUGCGUGUACAAGGGCGACCUUGUGUCGGCGGGCGGCUUCGACACCUCCAUCCAGGGCUGGGGCCUGGAGGACGUGGACCUCUUCAAUAAGUUCAUCCAGUCGGGCGUGCGGCUGUUCCGAAGCACGGACACGGGAAUCGUACACGUGCACCAUCCUGUGGUGUGCGACCCCAACCUGGAGCAGAAGCAGUACAAGAUGUGUCUGGGCUCCCGCGCCUCCUCCCACGGCUCCACGCAGCAGCUGGCCGAGCUGUGGCUGGAGAAGAACCAGGGAACAUACAGCAACUCCUCCAGCAGAACACAGGAGCAGAGACUGUGA
Messenger RNA from Knipowitschia caucasica, 2394 nucleotides. The record is from the annotation of a GenBank genome assembly. Lineage: Eukaryota; Metazoa; Chordata; Actinopteri; Gobiiformes; Gobiidae.